Messenger RNA from Trichomycterus rosablanca, 3462 nucleotides. RefSeq names its product F-box protein 34 (gene fbxo34). Gene Ontology annotation, molecular function: protein binding. The transcript is spliced from 3 exons. The record is from RefSeq and is a predicted model, not a curated record. Bases 238 to 2436 code for a protein of 732 amino acids. NCBI's taxonomy places the organism in Eukaryota, Metazoa, Chordata, Actinopteri, Siluriformes, Trichomycteridae.
CCUCGAGAUACUAACGCAGUAGGAAUUAUUUGAUUUAACCGCAAAGGCUCACCUAUUUAAUUCUAGUUUGAAACAUGGGAACAAUGUUGUCAUGAAUUCGCCUGAAUGGUGAAGAUAAAGGAGUCCGGUGUGGAAUUUAUCCAGCGACAGAAUAAUAACGUCUUUUUCCCGACUUUUACUCAGUGUGGCCUAAGAUUGGGAGCGAAAUACCUCUCUGCACUGGAGGAAGAAGCCUAGAUGCCUCAGAAAUGUGAAACCAUAAGUUACUGUAGUCCGACCCCUUAUAGGGACCCACGGAAACGAGCCUCCAAUUUGCAGCACAUCUGGAGGUUUACUACAAUGCACCUUAAGCCAUACCCCAAGCCACAGGAUAAGGAGCUUCACAAGGAUGGAGGGCAAACAGGCAGAAGAAAUCUUCUCAUGGGCCAGCGAGUACUUGGAACCGAGUGGGGUGUUCGCCAAGCAUGCAGCCCUUUGCACUUGCCUGGCAACGGCACAGUUAACCGGUGCCCCCUCAGUGUCAUCACCAAUACUUUCUGCUGUCCCACUAAUAUUAACAGCACCCCACCCACUAAAGCAAAUGGGGAUUGCUCCAGCUCAUGGAACCACAAUAGCAAGACACCCUCAUCUGUCACUACAUUUACUAGUUCUCUAGUUCUGCUUUCACCCUCAACUGAUUUGGAAAACGAGGACUCGCUAAAAAUUAUUCAGGGAGAGGAUGAAGAGGGAUCUUUAGACAUAUGGGCUGUCAUUAAACCUGGAAACACCAAGGAGAAGAUUGCAUUAUUUACUGCGCAGAGAUCUAGCCAUGCUGGUGCAGGUAGCAGUGAUGAGGAUUCAGAGAGAGGGGGGAUUACAUUAGAUUUGCGAAUGGCCUCGAUGAAAAGCAAAGGUUGCUGGGAUGGUGACUGGUCUGUGGAAAAGCGCAGAAAAAGGUCUGGAAACCCAGACAAAUCAAAAUGCAUUACACCUACUGUACAAAAACUUGAAUUUAGUCCAGCAACUUUGAACCCAAACAAAAGAAUCUCUGCUGCAGUGGGAGAAAUAAUGAAAACAAAUGAAGAGGAUGAAAAGAUGCCUUCUGUGGUUGAAAUGGUAGCAUAUUUAGAGCAGAGGUCUAGCGAUCAGCAGGUAGAUUUAAAACGGUCUUCACUUCGAAGCUCCAGCACAGUCAGUUUGUCUAAAGGAGUUUCCCUGCUUCAGCCAGCUGAGCAGCCAGACCUGCCAGAGGGUCAAGAGGAGGAGGAAGAGGAAUCGGUGCGGGUGCUGGACAUGGUUGCCAAGUUGGAAUCACAGUGCUUAAGCAGACAAAGCAUCAAAGAAGGAGGAGUCCUCUCGCGCAGCAACAGUCUACGAAGAAGGGUGGGACGUGUUUUGCUAGCAGGAUCUGAACCAUACUCUGUGCUCUUGCCUCCAGCAUUGCCUAGCCUUUUUAAGGUCAAGCGAAUAAAUAGUGAUCCAGAGAAACAGGCUGGUAAUGAAGAUGAAACUAAAGCCCUAUCAGAAGCCUGUAAGCCUGUGCAAUCUGGGCAACCAGAGUGUUUUGUCAACAGUGGUAAUCAUCAGGAAGAUAGGAAUGUCACUAUACAGGACACACAUCCAGAAGUGGAUGCAUUAAAAGGCCCAUGCACUACAACUAAUCGGACCUGUGAAGACGUCCAGAAGUGCAGUGAACCUCCUCCAGGCAUGUUGUUUUUUGCCCAGCCCUCCCCACAGGCUCUCCAAGAGCAAACAAAUUUCUUCAAGCAUAGCUUUACAUCUGAGGCUACAGAGGCCUAUUUGAAUAGCCAGAAGAAUGAACAUACAGGAUCACUGCCUCUUGAUCAAACCCUGGGCAGUUCUUCUGCUGUAGAAUCCUUCAGCAACAAGAACAUGGAUAAGCUGAGGGUUAAUCAUGAUGAUGAAAAAACAGCAGACAAAGACAUGAGUGUAGUCUGCAGAGGUCCUGUGCCUUUACGUCGCCUAGUGUCUCUUGAGUUUUUGGAGACCCGCUUUAAGAUUCAGCUCCUCUUGGAGCCCCAGCAGUACAUGGCCUUUCUGCCACAUCACAUCAUUGUCAAGAUAUUUAGUUUGCUGCCUACUGAAAGCCUGGCUGCACUUAAAUGCACUUGCCAGUACUUCAAAUUUAUCAUCGAAAGUUAUGGUGUGCGACCAGCUGAUUCUCGUUGGGUCAGUGAUCCACGCUACAAAGAUGAUCCCUGCAAGCAAUGUAAAAGGCGCUAUGACCGAGGUGAUGUGUCACUUUGUCGUUGGCAUCAUAAGCCCUACUGCCAGGCAUUGCCCUAUGGCCCUGGCUAUUGGAUGUGCUGCAGGGGGGCUCACAAAGACACACCUGGCUGCAAUGUGGGACUCCAUGACAACCGGUGGGUUCCUGCCUUUCAUAGUAUCAGUAUGCCAAUUUAUAGAAAAAGCAGAGACCGUGAAGAUUCUGUGUAAUAUAUGAGGUUUUUCUUUUUUUUUUUUGUAAGGGCUGUGUCUUCGUGUGGCUUUGACAUGUGGACAAAGUGAUAAUUGUGCCUCUGUGCUGCCAUAUGAGCAUGUGCUUUUGUACAUUGAAUCUGCUUGCAUCCAGACUGCUGAAACUAACCUAAAUAGAUUGCUGUACUUUUGCCUUUUAGCUUCUUUGGACAACCACCAAUUUAUUUAUAGAUCCUCAGGUCCUAAAGUUGAUCUGCACUUUAACCUGGCUGACUUCUUGCAACUGUCAGGGUACUUUCCAGUUAUUUUACUCUACAACCUGCAUUAAUCCUCCUUUUACUAACUUAUUUUUCUGAAGACAGUUCCUGAUUUAAUUUUGUCAUUUAGAAUACUGCACACAACACCACUUGACUUUAGUGUAAGCAUAACUUGCUUUAUAAUUAAUCCAUUGCUUUGUUCACAAUAGGGAUGUUUGCUUAAAUGGCUUAAAAUACAAUUUUAAUGUUUGUUCCAGUGCACAUCUUGUAUUGUAUAUAUUGUGUCUGGCUGGUCUGAAAAUUUAGUCCAGUUGUUUACAUUGUACAUAAGAGUCAUAUAUAACAGUCAAGAGUAAAUUUAACUGCAAAGAAACACCUUUUUAUGUCUCUGUAUUUCACAUUGCUUGCUCUAGUUUUACAGUGAGUUUUUAUGUUUAACCACUGUAAAUACCAGCAGACCCCUGAGACAAUGCAGUGUUUCUUUCAGGGAAGCAUUUGAUUGUAGGGUGCUGCAUAAUCUUUUUUAGCAACUAAAUAAAUACAAUUUGGAAAAUGAAAAAAAGACAGCAUUCAUGACUAUGGAAAGAGAAUUCUUCUCUAAAGUGCAUUUCAGAGUUUUAAAGAGCUUUAUUGUGUAAUAUCUGUGCUGUUUUUUUUUUGCCUUUUAAGGCAUUUUACGUCAAUAAAGUGUAUUCUUUGAAAAUUUGUAAGCUGCUUUUCUGUUCUGCUCUUAUUCUAAAGACACAUGAUUUGCGAACAUGUAAUUUUACUUACGUAUGCUUGGAAU